AUGGGGUGCAAAAUCGUGUGCGAAGUUAGCUAUCCGAUAGUCGCAGCUUUUUGUCUCAUCGUCGCUUCCCUCCUGCCCAGGUGGACUUGUGGUGCACUGUUUAAUACCUGCCAGUCAACGCUUGGCAGGAAUUCCGUCUUUAUUGGAUUCUGUUUCCUCGGUUCGGGUUGUCUCCUUCUGAUACCCAUUGUGGUGCAUCUCUGUCGCUCCAUAUUUGGCCGAGGGGCUGAGUUAAGCAACUUCCUGAACACCUUUCUUAUCACAGGUGCGGCUAUAGUUGCUUUUGUUGGACUCGGACUCUAUAUUUUUGCCACUCAGGUCGAAAUUUCGCUGGUUUUGGCCACAAUUGGCACGACGCUUGUCCUCGCCACGAGUUGGUCCACCGGAUCUACCUGUCUGGGGCUUAGUUAA
Molecule: messenger RNA, 411 nt
Organism: Dibothriocephalus latus
Lineage: Eukaryota; Metazoa; Platyhelminthes; Cestoda; Diphyllobothriidea; Diphyllobothriidae
Source: the annotation of a GenBank genome assembly